This is a messenger RNA of Capronia coronata CBS 617.96, 255 nucleotides long. RefSeq lists its product as uncharacterized. The transcript has 2 exons. Lineage: Eukaryota; Fungi; Ascomycota; Eurotiomycetes; Chaetothyriales; Herpotrichiellaceae. The coding region runs from base 1 to 255 and encodes 84 amino acids. The record is from RefSeq and is a predicted model, not a curated record.
AUGGGUGGAGGUGGCAAGAUCCCUUAUCCGAAACACAUCUGGUCGCCCGCUGGUGGCUGGUAUGGACAACCGAAGAACUGGAAAGCCAACACCGCGGUGUUUGGUGUCAUCAUCGCCGCUUGCGCAGGCCUCGCGUGGAAAGUCUCCGCAGAGAGAGAACACAGAUACAGAAUGCCCGAGCGGGAAGCGUUCUUCCCAAGUCGAUAUUGGAGCAAACAGAUCAUCGAGCACGAUAAAGCACAGAAAGGCCAGUAA